Molecule: messenger RNA, 2028 nt
Organism: Talaromyces proteolyticus
Lineage: Eukaryota; Fungi; Ascomycota; Eurotiomycetes; Eurotiales; Trichocomaceae
Product: putative 3-ketosteroid-delta-1-dehydrogenase
Exons: 1
Coding region: 245-1936 (563 amino acids)
Molecular function (GO): oxidoreductase activity, acting on the CH-CH group of donors
Source: RefSeq, a predicted model, not a curated record
UUCAAUUAUUUCAUUUGAGAGAUUGCUUAUUCUCAGGUUGCUUGAUCCAAUGUACUGUAUGAAAUAGUGCCGAGGUUAAAUAUCUCCGAAUCACGGCUGUCACAGGGAAGGUAGAGUAGGUCCCUCUCUCCACCGGGCCAUCUGACUGCCAUUUGAAACGCAUUAAUAGUGCUUUUCCAAUUCCAGGCCUUUACUUGCUUGUACAGAUCGACAAAAUCAGGCGCAGCAGAGAGGACAAGCAACGAUGGCAGCACCCGUCAUCAUCGUUGGAGGAGGUCUUGCGGGGCUCGUAGCUGCAACAGAACUCUCCAAAAGAAAAGUCCGUGUAAUCAUUGUCGAUCAAGAGAACGAAUCAAACCUCGGUGGCCAAGCAUUUUGGUCAUUAGGAGGCAUCUUCUGCGUCAACUCGGCCAACCAGCGUCGUUUAGGAAUCAACGAUAGUCGCGAAUUGGCGAUGCGGGACUGGUUAAACACUGCUAGAUUCGACCGGGAAGAAGACUUUUGGCCUCGGAAGUGGGCGGAGGCAUUCGUGAACUUUGCGACGGAUCAACUGGAAACUUAUGUGAAAGAGGCUGGUUUGUCCUUUGCAACUGUUGGCUGGGCAGAACGUGGCAGUGGGAGUGCGAACGGCCACGGGAACUCAGUCCCCCGGUUUCAUACCACCUGGGGAACAGGGCCAGCAGUUGUGGAGGCGUUCGAGAAGCCAGUUCGCGAUGCAGCGAAGAAAGGAAUCAUCGAGUUCAAAUUUCGGCACCGAGUAGAUGAGCUUAUCGUUGACGAGGACACUGGUGCGGCGAUUGGAGUUCGCGGCCACGUCCUUGAGCCAUCUGAAACACCGCGCGGUGUUAAAAGCAGCCGCAAGACAAUCGACGCUUUUGAGUUGUAUGGCAGCUAUAUUGUCAUAACAAGCGGUGGUAUUGGCGGCGAUAUUGACUUGGUUAAAAAGAACUGGCCUGUACAAAGGCUCGGAGCUCCCCCAAAAUCAUUUGUUAUCGGCGUACCAGCUCAUGUCGAUGGACGAAUGAUCGAAAUCACAAAGAAAGCAGGAGCUAAUGUUAUCAACGAUGAUCGUAUGUGGCACUAUACCGAAGGACUGAGUAACUGGGAUUCUAUAUGGCCCCAGCAUGGAAUUCGAGUAAUUCCUGGUCCAUCCUCCCUCUGGCUGGAUGCUAGAGGUCACCGAUUGCCUUCAUUCUUAUUCCCUGGGUGCGAUACCCUUGCCACCUUGAAACACAUCUGCAGCACUGGCUACGAUUAUACCUGGUUUAUUUUGAAUAGAACUAUCAUCGCCAAAGAAUUCGCGCUUUCGGGAUCAGAACAGAAUCCAGACCUGACGAACAAAAGUAUUCUAGGAACGCUGCAGCGAAUCUUUGGAUCGUCACCUACUGGCCCUGUUCAAUCAUUCAUGAAGAACGGAGUAGACUUUGUAGUUGAGUCGUCCUUACCAGACUUGGUUGCUGGGAUGAACAAACUGGCCAACGAGCGAGAUGGUCCUUUGCUCGAACCUGAGCAACUUGAACGAGAAAUUAAACUCAGGGAUAUUCAAACCGAAAACAAGUACACAAAAGAUUCACAGUUGAUGCUGAUACAAAAUGCGCGCAACUACUGGCCUGAAAAGCGUAGCAGGGUCGCCAAACUUCAUAAGAUUCUUGAUCCUAACCACGGGCCAUUGAUCGCCGUACGGAUGAAUCUGCUGACUCGAAAGACAUUGGGAGGCCUGCAAACCGACCUCAAUUCAAAUGUGCUUCGCCCAGAUGGAUCAGUGUUUCCAAAUCUAUAUGCCGCCGGUGAGGUCGCUGGUUUUGGUGGUGGUGGGGUGCAUGGGUACAGCUCACUUGAGGGAACGUUCUUGGGUGGAUGCAUCUUUUCAGGAAGAACAGCAGGAAUCAAAAUAGCUGAGCAGGUGGCUCAAAAGCCAUUGAAGUCCGUUCUGUAGCUCUCGAGUAGCUUAUCAUUCGUUUGUGAAAGAGUAAUAAAUAGUUUUGACUCUCAAUCGAAUCGAGACUGUAGGAAUUCUAAGACCUCCCA